UUCUAUCCCUCGAACUGUAGGCGUCGCGUCACUGGCACUCAGUCUUCUCGAACCAAAACUCGAAGUACCAAAGAAAACCUCUGGAGCUCGACUCAGAUCCACAAUGGCUCCUGUUGGUCCUCGAACUGGCGACGCAAUCUUCUCCAACGUUGAGCGCGUGAAUGCUGAGCUGUUUACCUUGACGUACGGGGCGAUUGUGCGCCAAUUGCUUACGGAUCUGGAGGAGGUUGAGGAAGUAAACAAACAGCUUGACCAAAUGGGUUAUAAUAUUGGAAUUCGACUGAUUGAUGAGUUUCUAGCAAAAUCUAAUGUCUCUAGAUGCAUUGACUUCAAAGAGACUGCUGAAACAAUUGCAAAGGUUGGUUUUAAAAUGUUCUUAGGAGUCACUGCAUCUGUAACCAAUUGGGAUGCUGAUGGGACAUGUUGCAGUAUCGUUUUGGAGGAUAAUCCUCUGGUAGACUUUGUUGAGCUCCCUGAUACAUGUCAAGGUCUAUACUAUUGCAACGUUUUAAGUGGAGUCAUCAGAGGAGCCUUGGAGAUGGUGUCAAUGAAGACUGAAGUCACAUGGGUCCGUGACAUGCUUCGAGGAGAUGAUGCAUUUGAGUUGCAGGUGAAACUUCUGAAGCAAGUUCCCGAAGAGUACCCGUACAAAGAUGAUGAGUGACAUGCCGAAAGGCCUCGUAUGUGAUGAUAUGUAUACAAUACAUGAUUCUUGUCUCCCCUGUCUCCCAAAGAGUAGAACGUUUGGUAGCUUGGCUUCUCGUCUAAUACACAUUUCUUACUUUUAAGUCAAUAAUUUUAUUUCCUUUAUUUA
This is a messenger RNA of Alnus glutinosa, 814 nucleotides long. RefSeq lists its product as uncharacterized. The coding region runs from base 104 to 664 and encodes 186 amino acids. Gene Ontology annotation, cellular component: TRAPP complex; cytosol; cis-Golgi network membrane. The record is from RefSeq and is a predicted model, not a curated record. NCBI's taxonomy places the organism in Eukaryota, Viridiplantae, Streptophyta, Magnoliopsida, Fagales, Betulaceae. Gene Ontology annotation, biological process: intra-Golgi vesicle-mediated transport; endoplasmic reticulum to Golgi vesicle-mediated transport. The transcript has 5 exons.